This is a messenger RNA of Cuscuta epithymum, 1718 nucleotides long. NCBI's taxonomy places the organism in Eukaryota, Viridiplantae, Streptophyta, Magnoliopsida, Solanales, Convolvulaceae. The record is from the annotation of a GenBank genome assembly.
UAAGUUUUCCCUCUCGCCUGUCUGCACUUCCACCCGGAGAAAGCCCCCUGAAUUCGACCAAACUUGCCGGGCAUUAUCGCCGGAUAAUUCUUCCAAACCCCAAGUCCACCACCACCCAUACGUCCCUCACUACUACUGCUCUGAAUCACGCCCCUUCCGGAAUAUACUCUGACCUCUCUGUUUAACACCACCAUAGUCUGCCCGUUUCCCCGCCGUAUCCAGACGUAUCCCUCCAUCCCGGCCGUCUACGGGACCUUGACCGCGUAUCCAGUCACUUCGAAUGCCCUACGCCUGCCCCAGGCCUGCCCGACUCGUGUCCGGCCACGCGAUUCUCCUCAGAAAGUUACUGCCCCGUAGUCCAAAGGAUGCAAUUUUUGAAAGACAUUGUACCAGCUGCAUUGAACAAUGUAAACACAAAAUUCAUAAUUUUAGACAAAGGAAGAGUAUCAGUAGAUGUACAAUCAAAGAUGUGCUUGGCAUUAGUGGGUGAUGAGACUGCAGCCGUUCAUUUCCAGAUGUGGGCUGAUGAGUGUGAUCAAUUUGAGCCUGGUGACAUUAUUACUCUUUCAGAUGGCAUAUUCUCUUACUGUUGCAACACUCUUGUGUUAAGAGCUGGCAAGAGAGGUAAGGCAGAAAAGGUGGGAGAGUUCACCAUGUCCUUUGUCGAGACACCAAACAUGAGUGAGAUUCAUUGGAUCCCUGAUCCUAAUAACUCAAAUAUAUAUGUCGCUGAUCAUGUUAUUUCUCCCUAUUCGCGAGUUUUCCCGCCUGCAUCCUGACAAGGGCUCCUCGCAGACUGCAAAAUCCUUCCAGAAUGGUUACCAAUAUUCUGUCAUAUGGAUGUCCUGCAACUUCCCAGCCUUUAACCCAUGAGCACUUCAGAUCCAGUGUAGAAGCUGUCUGCCUUGAGGAACCUUCAUCUUCCCUCACUAGAGUGAUGCAUUCUCAGUUAUCAUAUUCUUCUUGUAACUGGGGACAACCCACUUUAAUCAACAAGAGGAUUGCAUGGUUGCUUAGAAGCAAUGCAGAUGGCAGGGGAUUGAAUUCUUCUUUUACCAGUGACAACAGCGAUAGAGCUCGGCUUAUUAGGGCCAUUGAAGCUCUUCAAGCCAAAUUGAACACAAGAAUGAAGGGGUUUAGGGCGAAUCUUCCCAUGAAGUUGCUGCUUUUGUUAAUUGGCUUUUAUUGUGCAACAGCUUUUGCCACAGUAAUUGGGCAGACUGGUGACUGGGAUGUUCUUUCCGCUGCAUUGGCCGUGGCUGUGGUGGAGGCCAUUGGUGCUCUCAUGUACAAAACGUUCUUUCCUUUUAUAGAUAAGGUAAAGGAUCUAAUCACCAUGCUCAAUUACUGGAAAACUGGACUCACCCUUGGACUUUUCUUGGACUCCUUUAAGUAUUAGCUUUAGGUGGAAAUGGAAUUAACUAAAGAGCAUUGUUAUUGUGGAGACCAAACAUGCGCUUAUGAAGAUCCAAUGAAAUGCUCCCCAUGCUUUCUCACCUUUUUUGGAUUAUCCGAGGCACAUUGAGACCAAUAUGUGUAUGUGAAAUAAUGACAAAUAAAACUUUUCAUGUAUAGUUACCAUAGUAUUACGUAGUAUUUCCGCAGUGAUGGGUGAUCUGAUGUUAUCGUUUGACUUUAGCAAUGAUAGUCUAUUGACUCUAGUCUAUAUAAUCAUUUUUUUAACUAUGAAUUCUGUAUGUUAUAAAAUAGGAAUCUCU